Messenger RNA from Lucilia cuprina (Australian sheep blowfly), 5526 nucleotides. It is a transcript of the gene Syn, whose product is annotated as synapsin. Lineage: Eukaryota; Metazoa; Arthropoda; Insecta; Diptera; Calliphoridae. Gene Ontology annotation, biological process: neurotransmitter secretion. Gene Ontology annotation, molecular function: ATP binding. The transcript has 12 exons. Gene Ontology annotation, cellular component: synaptic vesicle membrane; synaptic vesicle. The record is from RefSeq and is a predicted model, not a curated record.
GCUCAAAAAUGUAUCGCAAUGUACAAUUUUAUAGAUACAGCCAAGUGUAACAGUUAAAAAAUUUCUUUGAAACCUUUCACUCAGUGAAAAUUUUAUCACCGACGAAGCAAGUUGAAAUUUCCUCUCCAGUAAUAGAAAAAAAUAAAUUAAAUUUUUCCAACCCAAAACGGACUAAAAGUGAAUUUUUAAAGAAAUAUUAUAAUAAAUUUAAAUAAAUUAAACAAAACAUAGUUAUACAUAACUGCUUGUAAUCUCAAAAGUAAAAAAAUUAAUUAAACAAAGUGUCAGUUUUUUUUAGGUUUAUAUGUAUGUAUAUCCUAAAAAUAAAGUUUUAAAGUUUUAAGCAAAAAUUAAAAAAAAAAGUUAUAUUUUUUCCAAAAAAAAAUCAAUAGAAAAAAGUUAUACAAACAAAUUCGAUUUGUCAUUGCGAAGGAAAAACCCACGUAACCUAAACAGCAACAGGCGACGAUUGUAUAUUUUGCAAAUUUUGGGAUUAAGCGAUUUGGUGUGAAACUUAAUAAGUGCUGAGCUUUGCUGGUUGCGGCUGAUUUAACUAGUUGCUGUUGCUGCUGCCGCUGUUGCUAUUGCGAAUUUUGAAAACUAGGCCGUUUACAUUGCACUACUAACUGCAAUUGUAAAAGCUUACAACGAAAACGAAAACAAAAAGUGAUAUAAAAAGCGCAAAGGAAAAAAUAACUACCGCGCGCCACUAAAAGAGUGAGCUCGCGUUUUCACGGUCAAUAUAAGUGCAAUAGCAACUGCUGGGUGUGGGCGAAUUUGCGCCCCGCCACCGAUUUAGCUCGGGAGAUUUGUCUUCCGAGCACGAUGAUAUCGAUCCCAAUGACUUACCGCCAGCAGCUAGACCCAUACAGGAACAACCAACGAAACCUGUGGGUGCUGCCGCUGGCGGUGGACCACCAAAUAUGCCACCACCAACGGUACCAGGAUCAGCGGGCAUACCACCACAGCCUCAAGGUGCGGCGCCAGAUUUCUCGUUAAGUUUUGGUAAAACCUCGGGUACUACUGCUGCGGCAACGACAGGCUCAGCACCAGCUGGAGCAGCGGUACCACCACGUGGCGUAAGUGCUCCCACUAGUCCAGCUAAGUCACGUGAGAGCUUGUUGCAACGUGUUCAAAGUUUGACAGGGGCAGCACGAGAUCAAGGCGCUUCGAUAUUGGGUGCCGCUGUUCAAAGUGCCACACGUUCGCCGGCAUUCAACAAAGAUAAAUAUUUUACUUUGUUGGUACUGGAUGACCACAAUACAGACUGGUCGAAAUAUUUCCGUGGUAAACGUUUACAUGGCGAUUAUGAUAUACGUGUCGAACAAGCUGAAUUUAGGGAUAUUACUUUACAUGCCAGUGCUGAAUCUGGUCCCGUAGUAACAAUGGAAGUUUAUAGAGGUGAUUCAAGGAUUCCUCGCAUGUUCCGACCUGAUUUUGUACUCAUACGUCAACCACCGCGUGAUGGAUCCAACGAUUAUCGUUCAACAAUUUUGGGCUUAAAAUAUGGAGGAGUACCUAGUAUUAAUUCAUUGCAUUCCAUCUAUCAAUUCCAAGACAAACCUUGGGUUUUCGCUCAUUUGCAACAAUUGCAACGUCGCAUGGGCAAAGAUGCUUUUCCUCUGAUCGAACAAUCAUUCUUUCCUUCAGCCAAAUAUUUGCUAAAUUGGACAAAAUUCCCGUGUGUUUUGAAGGCAGGCCAUUGUCAUGGCGGUAUGGCUACAGCACGUUUUGAAAAUCAAAUGGGUCUGCAAGAUGCAGCCGGCCUUGUAACUGGCACCGGUUUUGAAGGCCAUUGCUAUUGCACCAUUGAACCGUACAUUGAUGCAAAGUUCGAUGUGCACAUUCAAAAGAUUGGCAACAAUUACAAGGCAUUUAUGCGUAAAUCCAUUACUGGUAACUGGAAAACUAAUCAGGGUUCAGCCAUGCUGGAGCAAAUUACCCUAACUGAAAAAUACAAGUCUUGGGUGGAUGAGAUCUCGGAACUCUUCGGCGGCAUGGAAGUGUGCGGUGUCUCCGUUGUUGUGGGCAAAGAUGGACGCGAGUAUAUAAUCAAAGCCUCUGACAGCACCUUUGCUUUAAUGGGAGAUUCUCAAGAAGAUGAUCGUAGACAAAUUGCUGAUCUGGUUACUUCACGCAUGCAGAAUGUCUGUCGCCCGAGCAUGAAUCAGCAAACAACUGGAGGCAACUAUGGUAAAUUACCCUCACGUUCAUCGGUGUCUUCUCGUGGUCAAAGUCCUACCGAUGAAAUGGGUCCUCCACCCAUAGCACCCACUGGACCAAGGCCAGCUCCCAUGGGCGGUCCACCACCAAUACCCGAACGUACUUCACCAGCUGUCGGCUCUAUUGGACGUCUCAGCAGCCGCAGCAGUAUUUCCGAAGUGCCCGAAGAGAAUGGUGCUUCUACUACUAGUGCACCGGCUGGUGGUCUGCCACGACGUGAUUCUCAGACAUCACAGGCUUCAAAUAUUUCAUCGGCUUCCAGGAGCACUCAACGUCCUCCGCAAACUCAGAGUUCAGUAGUUGAGGAUGCGGAGGACACCAUGAAGAACCUUAGAAAAACCUUUGCGGGCAUAUUUGGUGACAUGUAGGAAUUAGCCAACAAAAAACGCGGAAGAACAGCGAGCGAAUCGGGUCAUAGUAUGACUGGUGAGAGCGGUAGUGGCAGUGCCCCCUCCACAGGCGUAGGUGGCAUAAGCGUCAGUGGACUCACCAGUGCCGGUAGCUCGUUCUUGGGCAAACAAUUCUCGUUUACAUCUGGCAAAUCGAGUACUUCUGCCUCUUCGGGUCUAGGUGAUUCUGUGAUCUCCACACAACCCUCUCCGAAACCCGCCGAGAAACCGGUUGAUGCUCGAUCGGACACCUCGUCCACUUCCACACUGACCGCCGGCAGUGUGAGUUCCAGCAGCAAGCCUUCUUCCAGCGUUUUAGACACCUACGAUCAAGAGUCUAAAUACAAACCAGUCACCAAUUUUGAACCACAAGAACGUGUCAAUCCCUUCGAUAAGGGAGCCAUGAAAACCAGCACGACCACCACAACCAUAGGAGGUGUGUCCACCACAUCUUCAUCUUCGAUUUCUUCAUCAUCUAUUUCUUCGCGUAUAAAUGCUCGUACGGAUAGCACUUUUAAGUCGCCGCCACCACCAUCUAGACCACCGCCUCCACCUCCUCAAAAUGCCUCGAUUGCUACCAACUCCAGUACCACCUAUCAGAGUUCGACUGCUUCUAACAAGGACAAGACCAGUUAUAUCUAUGGCAGUUCCACUUCUAUUGAAACCAUAACACGCAUGGACACAACCACGGCUACCGGUAAUACGGUAAGCAAUGCCACAGCCUCCACCAGCCUGGGCCAGAGCAGCCAGGGUACGGCAAACACCAAAUUACGAAAUGAUACAGCAAACACCACCACCACAGACUGGAGAACUGCUAUAACAGCUCCAUUAAAUACUGGCACCCGCUCGGCCAGUGUCUACAGUGCACCAGCUGCGGUCACCGUACCAGCUACCGGCAGCGAAGAUGCUCAGUCAACUGCAGCCGCUUCGAAUGGUUAUAAUGCCGCUACGGACUUGCCGUCGUACACACGACCCUCGUACUCAAGAUCCGAAAGCAAUGGUUCCAACAACUUGAAUAAAAGCUCCGAUUUGGAUAUAAUAUUUGGCGAUAGCCAGCCUGUCUUGGGCAAUGGCAAAUUUACCCGUUCUGGCGGUUCACUCUCCGAUGCUGAAUUGAUUUUCGGCACUCCCAGUUCUGCCUACAAAACCGAUCGUUUUGGUACUUCCAAGAGUAUGAGCGUAACAUCUGAUCGCACCAGCAGCAGUUAUGGCCAAUCGAAUAGCAGUGCUAACAACUAUAAAAUCUAUGGGGGCAUACAAAAUGCCGCCUUUAGUGAUUUUAGUGAUGCUAAGAAAAGCGACAGUCAGAGCAGUAUACCAUCGUAUAAUAGUUGGAGAAAUAGUAGCAAACAUUUAGAGGAAGAAGAUGAUUUAGAUUUAAAAUAAACAUACAAAUAUUAAACAUUAACAAAAAUAGUUUAAAAAUUAAAGAAAUGUUACAUAAGAAAAAAAAAACCAAACACAAAACCAAUAUUAAACGUAUUUAAAAGUAAAGAAAAUUAAUUAAAAUAAUGUUUUAUUGUUACUGUUAAUGUCAUUAAGAAUAAUUACAAGCGAAAAUACAUACAUAAACAUAGAACAUCAUUAUUAUUAUUCAUAUACAUACAUACAUACUAAUAUAUUUAAAAGAAUAAACAAGAACUAUUAAGCAAAUAGAGUAAGAACAACACUUAAGCAUUAAUGCUCUUUACUUCUUCUCCCGUUUUCUUUUUGUGUUUUAAAACACUGAUCGGCAAAGAGCUUUGUUAAGAGCUUUCUUGUACUCACACACAUGUGUAAAAAACAAACAAAAAAACAAUAAGAGAACUUAUUUUUUACUCUCUGCCGAUGUAGGUUUUAAAACAGUCAACGACAAAGAAUAAACAUUUAGCUCUCUGACUACACCUGAAAACAGGGAGUAAAGAGAGCUUAACAUAACUAGUACUGUUUGUUUGUUAAAAGAGAGUUUUAUUUCCUUUUUUAAUAUACUCUCUUUAUCUCUCACUAACUCACUCACUUUCUCUCUCUCUCUAUCUGUCUCGAACUCAUACGGAAGCAACUACUUAUCGCCUCUAAAGUUUCCUGGUUUCAUGAAACAUUUGUUCAUGCAAAAUAUAAUUAAACUUUAUGUUUUUAAUUUCUUAAGUUAAUAACUUAACAAAUAUUGAUAUGUAUUAAUUAUUUAAAAAUAAAUAAAAAGAAUAAUUUAAUUAAUUGUUGAUGAAUGACGACAAAAACAACUUAGUUAAAUAUUGCACUUUAUAAUUGUUAUACAAUAGUGAAAAAUAAAUAAUUAAAAAAACAAGAAGCAUAAAAUGUUAAGGAUUUUAUAUUUUAUUAUAUAAAAUUCUGGCUUUAAUAAUGGGAAUCAUUGUGCUAAAUAAGAAAAAGAUAAUAAAGCGUUCUUUUAAGGCGCAAAUCAAAGUAAAUGUUGGCUUAUUAAAAAUACCCCAAGCGCUUAACACAAUUGAGGCGACAAACAAUAAAACUGAAAGAAAAACUUUUAACGUAAACUUAAAACAAAACUUUAAAAUCUGAACUAAGUUUCAAUAUAUAAUAUUCCUUUAAAUAUAUUCUCGUAAAAUUUAAAUUCUCCUCAUCUGAUCUUAUAACUCUCCUCCAUUUUAUCUUAAUGUUACAAAACUAAAUUUGAAUAAUAAAUUACUUUUCAAUAAUUCAUUUAAAACAUAAAAAAACCUAAAAUAUCUUCUAUAUAUUCUACCAAAUUUUGUCGCCCGUUGCUUUAAUUGUGUUUCUAAAUCACCACCAAUAUUAAAAAAAAACAAUGUAAACGCACUUAGCUCGAACUGCACAAAAUAAUUAAAUAAUUAAUAAUAAAAAAAAACUGCGAUAAUUAAGUUGAGCAUUAAAUAUUUUGUGUUAAGCAUUAAAAAAUAAUGAAAAACUCCUGACAAUGUUAUUUUAAACAAAUAAU